This is a messenger RNA of Pocillopora verrucosa, 3314 nucleotides long. Its product is annotated as centrosomal protein of 120 kDa. Gene Ontology annotation, biological process: positive regulation of centriole elongation; interkinetic nuclear migration; centrosome cycle. NCBI's taxonomy places the organism in Eukaryota, Metazoa, Cnidaria, Anthozoa, Scleractinia, Pocilloporidae. The record is from RefSeq and is a predicted model, not a curated record. Gene Ontology annotation, cellular component: centrosome; centriole.
UGGCGGAAUUUUGUGAAUUCAUCGCUGUGUCGUUUUCAAGGUAUUGGAGCCACAGAUAGCGAGUGAAUAGCUUACUGGUAAUUUAAUCUGGUGUAAAUGGGGCUGAGUGACGGAAUUUUGGUAGUUGUUUCGGUUCUUGAAGGGCGAAGAUUUCCUAAACGACCACGACACAAGAUCAUUGUCGAAACAAAGUUUGAUGGAGAAACUCUGACGACAGAUCCCAUUGAUCAUGUGGAAACCCCAGAGUUCACAACUGAACUUGCUUGGGAAUUGAACAAAAAGUCUUUGCAUCAGCAUCGCUUGCAGAGAACACCAAUCAAAAUCCAGUGUUAUGCUCUGGAUACUCUGUCAUCUCAGAAGGAAGCUGUUGGAUAUGUGAUCCUAGAUUUGCGGACAGCACAACAAAAACCAGUGAGAGCACAAUGGUAUUCCCUCCUGAGUACAAAGUACCAAAGAAUGAAACCAGAGUUGAAGUUGAUGUUGUCAUUAGAAGAUGACACUCAGUCUAAACAGACUGAACAACAGUCACAACAAGAAGAUGAGAGGCAACACCUAAGACCCUCUCCACCAAGAAAACCAGAAUCUGAUGGGAUACAGUGUCUGCUUAAUGAAGACCAAGGGUAUUAUGAAAUUGGACCACAACAUGAAGAUGACAAGAUUUUUAUUUUGUCCGUUACAAUUGGACUUGCCUCUAAUUUAGCCAAGUUGGUACCAUCUAGCUUUGCUUUGCCAGAUCCAAACCUCGGUGGUGGAUUUUAUUUUUAUUACUCAUUACUGAGCAAUGAUGUGACAAAUGAAGUCUUUCAUGAUCUUCUUCAACCAAACUUUCCUGCUGAGCGAGCUUCAGUGAGAAUAAGAAGUAACUUGGAACUUCUCAGAACAUUUUUCACCCAACAUUCAGGACUGGAGGUCUAUUUGUGUUGUGGGGACCAGUCCUUAGGCAAAGCUGUAGUCUCUUUUCAAGGCCUUCUCAAUGAGCAGCAAAACUUAGCAUCACCAACUGUAAUUGAAGGGCUAUUUCCAUUAAUUGCACCUGGUCGUAGUCGCCAAUCUUCAGGAGCAGUAGAUGACUCUGAGCCAGCUGUUGGUGUGUCUGUGUCUUUAAGACAAGAGCAACAGGAGACAAUGGGAAAUGUCACAAGUCCCCCCUCGCCAAUUGUUGCUGCAGGAGGAAUGGGAAGACAGAGGGUACCUGAAGUAGACAGCCUGCCAUAUGGAAGCAAAUCUCCAGCUAAACAGCUUUCAAGCUCCCCUUUUAGAGGAAAGCAGAGAGAGCCUGGUAAAGGGUCAGAGACAGAGAUUACUGGAGAGCACCUAAAGGGUACACCACCUCGACCACAAUCCAGCACUCCACACAGUGGCCCAGAAAAACCAGGGUUAGAAGGUGGGGUCACUUUGGGAGCUCAAAAGAACUCUCCUUCAAAGAAAUCGAAGACAGCCCAGGCUUCUCAGCCACAAAUAUCAGCUCCAGGCCCCAGCAGCACUGUUCCUUUACUUGGAACAAGGCUACCAAUUGAUCCAGGAGCACACCACUUCUGUUUUUCUAUUGACCUGCGCAGUAUUUCCAAUCUUGAUGUAACAUCUCCUGUUAACUGUUUCCUCAGGUACACAUAUCCUUUCUUUGGCAGUGCUGCACCUGUUAUCACUAGUCCUCCUGUACAAGUCCAACGCAACAUGGAAGUUCUUCUACCAAAAUCAUUCUGUGCCUUUGACUUUGCGUCAUCGCCAAUACUUCUUCAACAAACUCUCACAAGAGUUCCCCUUGUGAUUGAGGUGUGGCAUAAAGACAGCAUGGCUGGAAAUCUUCUGAUUGGAGUCUCCAAUAUGUUGCUGGCCUCUGUCCUAAGUGCCAAUAAAGUUCAAGUCUUGUCGCAGGGUAAAGAAGUGACUGGCUACAGGCAAAUUUAUAACGAGAGGGUGAUAAUCUUCACUACAGAAAAGCCUGCUCGGAGAAUCGGUGAGCUUCAUGUGGUUCUCGGUUUAGAGGACAUGGGCCCAGUGAACAUACAGCGCUUGAUGGAGGCAAACGAGUACAGUCUUUCCUCUUCACUUGAAAGUAGCCAGACAUCCAGUGCCAUUCCUCUCUCUGAGCCGCAGCGUGUUCCGCCCGCUCAGCCCAAGCCUCCUCCUGUUACUGACCCACGUGACACAGAAGAGUACAAGACCGCGCUAGAACUGGAGCUUUGGAAGGAGCAACAAGAAGAGAUGUUUCAAGCACAGAUGCAGCAUCGAGAAAACUCGCACAUGAAAGCUCUUGCUGAGGAAUGGAAAAGACGAGAUAAAGAGCGCGAACUGAUGGUGAAGAAAAAGCUGGAAGAAUAUUCAAGAUUGGAAGAGAAGAUCAAACAGUCCAUCGCUGAUCUGGAAAGGAGAGAAAAACUGUUGUCCACCAAUGAGGCUCAGGUGAUGCACUUGAAGGAAGAACUGGAACGAGAACACGAACGACGGACUACAGAAAUGAGAGAAGCUGCUCGAAGAUUGAAAGAUGACUGCUCACAUCAAGUAGAAAUGGAGAGAAUGAAAGUUAAGGACCUGGAGGAACAGAAACAGAGACUAGUGGAGCAAGUUUACGAAGCAGAGAAACGAUAUCAAGCGAAAGAGAAUGAGUUUAUGGCUUACAAGGAACAACAGCUGACGAAACCUGAAGUAAAGCUCGAGUCUGAAAUAAAUCUUUUAAAAAUGGAAAAGACAGAACUUGAACGUAAGUUAGAAACGGCGAACAAGUCAAAGAUUCACUACAAACAGCAAUGGGGCCGAGCGCUAAGGGAACUGGCGCGACUGAAACAGCAAGAACAGACUGCUGCCAGAGCGCGGCUCAAAAAACAAGAGCAAGAGCUGGAACACAUGCGCCUGCGUUAUCUUGCCGCCGAGGAGAAGGAGGUUGUUAAAUCUGAGAAAGAAGAGCUGGAGGAAAUAAAACUUGAGCUAGCCAGAUUAAAACAACAGGAGGAGGCGAAAGCACGGGUAAAUCAAGCGCCGACUGAAGAGCAGGAAAAAACAUCAGCCGCCAAUUCGUCACAAAGAAGAAGUGUUAAGCAUUCACCUGGACUCACAUCUGUUCAUGAACAUGACGAAGAAGACAUUGAUAGCAGAAUAGCGAAACUGAUCGAGGAAAGAGAUACGCUGUUACAUACGGGAGUUUAUACCACUGAUGAUCGUAUAAUAGUUGAACUAGAUCGACAAAUAAGAGACGCUAUAGCCAGUAGGGGCACGUGAUAUAAGGGGAGAAGGUUAGGGUUCGUUCGAAUUAAUCCGGAUUGGUUUAUUGAUUGAAAUUUUCUUGAUGUGAAAAAUCAGGAGUAGUGCGGUGAAGA